This is a messenger RNA of Carcharodon carcharias (great white shark), 1580 nucleotides long. It is a transcript of the gene meox1, whose product is annotated as mesenchyme homeobox 1. Lineage: Eukaryota; Metazoa; Chordata; Chondrichthyes; Lamniformes; Lamnidae. Gene Ontology annotation, molecular function: DNA-binding transcription factor activity, RNA polymerase II-specific; RNA polymerase II cis-regulatory region sequence-specific DNA binding. Gene Ontology annotation, cellular component: nucleus. Gene Ontology annotation, biological process: positive regulation of transcription by RNA polymerase II. The transcript is spliced from 3 exons. The record is from RefSeq and is a predicted model, not a curated record. Bases 197 to 1057 code for a protein of 286 amino acids.
CUCAGAGGGAGUCAGACUCAUUGACUUGCAGGCAUGUGAGCAUUUUAUUUUAUUAUUUUAAACAAAAACGCUUUUCCAAAGUUCUGAUCAGUGCAAAAUUUCAUUUGAAGGCUUGAAGUGGCAAAGGACGCUGCAUUUUGCAGAGUGGUAGGAUUCAAAGCACUUUCCAGUGCAGAGAGCAUCUUCCAGCCUCUCAAUGGAUCAGAGCACAGGCAGCUGUAUGCGCAAUUCGCAUUCCGGGGCCGCCGUCUGGGGCUGUAUGAGAAAUCCACAUUCCGGGGCCGGGGUGCCCGGCCUGCACCAUUACCCGUCUCCUUUCUCUUUCUACAAGAAGUCGGACGCCGCCGAUUUCUCCGCCUACUCGGAGUUCACGUCGCCCUGCCUGGUGUCGGCGGCGCACAGCUUCCCCGGGGAAGACCGGCUCUAUGUGGACCAUCACCCGGGCCGCUUCCCCCGCUCCGAGUGGCACAUUCCGCCUCCCCCGCCGCCGCCGCCGCCGCCUCCUCCCCCUCCGACGGCGGCCAGGGAGAGACAAACCUCCUGCCUGUCCGCCAGCUCCGCGAAUUUCGAAACCAGUGGGAGCUCGCAGCCGGCUGGCUGCGUCGGGACUGGGGAUUACAGCAGCCAGCGGGGCAUCGCUGCAUCCGAAAUCGACAAGAAAGUAACCAAGAGGAAACGCGACGUUUUAGAAACUCAAGAUUCAAAUUACAAGUCAGAGUCUAACAACAAGGCCAGAAAAGAAAGGACAGCGUUCACUAAAGAACAGAUUCGAGAACUAGAGGCGGAAUUUGCCCAUCAUAAUUAUCUGACCAGACUGAGGCGAUACGAGAUAGCGGUUAACCUGGAUCUCACAGAAAGACAGGUAAAGGUCUGGUUCCAGAACCGAAGGAUGAAAUGGAAACGUGUGAAAGGUGGACAACCCAUUUCACCACAAAAUCAAGAGCCAGACGAUGUGGACUGUGUGACUCCUGACUCAGGUCUCAGGAGUGCAGAUGGAAAGAGCCACAUGGUGGGCUUAGUGGACAAUAAGGAAACAAUACAGGACAGUAUCAGAUAAAUCCAUUGGCCUUGCCCAUCAGGUUCAGACUCUAAAGUGCCUUAAGUUGGAGGAACAUCACAUAUUUAAUAUCAGGUGUCAACUUGUUCAAACUUGAAUGAAAAUUUGAACAUUUCAGAAACAUCGUCUUGGACUCAGUCCGCUUCUAAACCAAAAAUUCGAUGGUUGUUGACCAUGAACUUUUCGCUGUUCUAUUAUAACUAAGAGGGAUCACAAUCAGAACUGGAAAUCUGUUGUGCUAUUACUCAUUUCAGCAAAAUGUCAUCCAUUUUGUAUUUUUUAAGGAAAAAUUAGCUUGCAGGUUUGUUGUAUAAAUAAUGCCAAAACUUCAGUUCAUACCACAAUAAGUUAAAUAACAGCAUAUAGGUAUAUGAUGAUGAAACCAUGAAUGGAAGUGGACAGUUCCUCUGUAGUAGUAAUUGUUCCAACAUAUAUUAGGUGUAUGUAAAAUAAACUGAUUCAGUAAAAUGCAAUAUGUUAAAUGUUCAUUUUAUAUCAUUAAACCUUUGUUAAUGAUUUAUAA